AGGGACAGAAUAUUUGGAUGUGCCGCUGAACCGAACAACGCUUCUUCUUUUUUGUUUUUUAGCUCAAGGCGGAAGUUCACGUUUGUUGGCAGAGUUGAAAACAGAAGAAGACUCUAAUCGGCGUUUCAAACUGAAGAGUUCUGGAUAAAGUUGGAAGACACCAAGUAACGACCGUCAUGCAACCGUGACACCAUGACGACCGAUCCCAGGAGUUUUACCGAACCAGAAUCUGUCAGCCCAUGACACCUGAAGGUCUGAGACGGCCGCUGAGUCCAGGUGUGUGUUCUCCUCAGAGGAGAGCAGCGAGCAGCCUCCGUGUUACACGCACAUGUUGAGCAAGAUGGAUCCUCCGACGACUUCUGAAGGUAGUGACGCAAACACCAAACUGAGCUCCAUGUCAGAGACCCCCAUGUGUCGGAUCUGUCACGACGGGGGGGCUCAGGAGGAGCUGCUGUCGCCCUGUGAGUGCUCCGGCUCUCUGUCCUCCAUCCAUCGCAGCUGCCUGGAGCACUGGCUGUCUGCUUCACGGACCAGCUUCUGCGAGCUCUGCCAGUACCAAUUCACGGUGACGAGGACGUCCAGGUCUCUGCUGGAGUGGUUAAAGAACCGGUCCCUGCGUCAGGAGAAGCGGACUCUGUUUGGAGACAUGGUGUGUUUCCUCCUCAUCACUCCUCUGGCCUCCGUCUCCGGCUGGCUCUGCCUGCGCGGUGCCAUCGAUCAUCUCCACUCCUCCAGCCGACUGGAGGCCAUGGGGCUCAUCGCUCUCACCGUGGCGCUCUUCACCAUCUACCUCUUCUGGACGCUGGUGUCUCUCAGGUAUCACUGUCGGCUGUACAACCAGUGGAGAACGUCCAAUCCGAGAGUGAUCCUCCUGCUGCCCCGCCCACACAGCCCGGUGUCGGCUCGUCACUCUUUACAGUCCUCACAGAGAGGGAGGCAGCCGUCCAAAGAGUCCAUCGUCUGAGUCCCAGUCCAGGAGUAAGACUGUGUCCCACAGGGGGGGAAUAUAGCUGCACUUUAAACUCGGCUCUGACUGCUUCUGAUGGAGCUGUGAGCAGACGCAGGGAGUACUGACUCACCUGUGAGCACACCUACACACACCGUCAGGGUGAUGGAGCGGCCAUGUUGGCUCCUGAUGAAGGAGGGACCAUCAUCGACCAAUCAUGAUUUAGCACUGUGAUCGAGACGCGGAGCAGCAGCCGAAAUUGGCUGUUGUAAAGAAUCCAAGUUUGAUAUCUUCACUACUUGGGGAAAUAUACUGGCUCCCACAUUUCACACUUCAGGGCGUAAAACAAAGUAAAAAUGUGUUUGAUGUGAAGUUUAACGUGUAAUUCUAAUCAACGAGGGUCGUUUGUUUGACCUGAAUUCGUGCUCACAUUAAAGGUCGUCUCCUGGUUCAGGUCCGUGCACACUAACAGAUUCUGUUCUGCUUAGAGGUGCAUGGAGAGUUUUCGCACUUUUCUUUGAUUUAUAAUUAAAGUAUUUGAUAAGAGCAUGAUUUAUACCAAAGAGUAUUUUUAUUAAAGCAUUAUGUUGAGGUUUUUUUGUUUGAGGAUGUAAUUUAAUAAAAUGUUUCCUACUAAACGGUU
Molecule: messenger RNA, 1589 nt
Organism: Labrus mixtus (cuckoo wrasse)
Lineage: Eukaryota; Metazoa; Chordata; Actinopteri; Labriformes; Labridae
Product: E3 ubiquitin-protein ligase MARCHF3-like
Exons: 5
Coding region: 329-964 (211 amino acids)
Biological process (GO): protein ubiquitination
Molecular function (GO): zinc ion binding; ubiquitin-protein transferase activity
Source: RefSeq, a predicted model, not a curated record